UUUUUUUUUCCCUUUACUUUAUUUUUUACAUUGUUGCUGUAUAGUAAUGGAUUAUUUUGCGUAUCGUAGUAGCAGCAGUAGUAGUAGUAGUAGUAGUUAUUGUCACAGUGAUGGCAGUGACAGCGACGAGGCUGGCAGUAGUCAUCCUAACUCAUGGAAAGGCGAAACAUCUUCAAAUUUAACAAGCACCGCCACAACGACAACAAGUGGAGUAAAUUUAACAUCCACAGGUUCCCUACCGCCAACACCCACAGCUUAUCCGCAAGACAUUGACCGAUCUGCGGAUAGGAACAGUAGACCGGCGCAUAUGAGAUAUUCAGCUUCUUUCUUUAUACCCGACCAUGGAGAGCCGUUCAAUUUGAUAUCGCUAUCACAGUCGCUCCCUUCUCCACCUAUCACACCUCAAACAACAGAAAGAAGACAGCAGCAAGAAGCUGAACCACAGACAUUAAAGAAGCCUUCACUGUCAAGGUACCCAUUUCAAAGCCAAGCUUCGUCAGCCAAUUUUUUGCCGCCGUCGCUUUCCGUUCCUUCCUCGUUAGGCGAUUCUUCCUGUGCAGAUCAUGUACAAGAUACCCUUCGCGACAGGAACGAAGACGACGACAACAUCAUACAACGACGAUUUAGUCAUCCGCCCAUGACGAGACACUUGCCACGACUACAUAUUUUGCUCGUAGAUGACAAUAGUAUUAACUUGGCUAUUCUAUCAAAACUUUUGAAAAUCCAUCUAUCGCAAUAUAUCGAACAUAUCGAGCUGGUGAAAAGCGGUAUUAAGGCGCUUGAAGUGCUGAAAUGCCGUCCUUUCGAUUUGAUUUUGAUGGACAUCGACAUGCCUCUGAUGAACGGUGUGGAAACAACCAAGCACAUUCGUUGUUCGUUUGAAUUUGAUGUUCUGCCACGUAAUCGUAAGGCACCUAUAUUUGCAGUAACCACCAACGACUCUGAAGCAUGGAGACAGCUUUAUAAAGACAUUGGCAUGAAUGGUUGCAUUAGCAAGCCUAUUUCACCUAUUGAUCUUAUAAAAAGUCUCUGUAGUGCGUUCGAUUUGCCAAUGUCAAUGCCACCUUACACACCGCAGUGAGAUAGUUGAACAAAGAAAACCUUUAUUUAUUACUUGUAUACCCCCUCCCCCUUCUUCUUCCUCAUGAGUUACUACUGCAAUUAUUACCAUUACUACUCAUUACUACUACUGUCACUAAGGAAUUGCCUUUUUUUUUUGGGUUUUUGUCAUUUUUCUUUAUUCUUUUUACUGUAGUAUCCUUUAUAUAUUUCCUUACUUUCUUCUUCUUAUCGUACAAAAAAAAAAAAAACAAAAAAAAAGAGAUGGAUGCAUCUUGUGAAUAGAUGGAAAAGAAUAAUUCAGAACACUUUCUUGCUUUAGCACAUGCUAUCUAUUGCAAAAAAAAAAAAAAAAAAAAAAAAAA
Mycotypha africana is the source of this 1424-nucleotide messenger RNA. Its product is annotated as CheY-like superfamily. The record is from RefSeq and is a predicted model, not a curated record. Gene Ontology annotation, biological process: phosphorelay signal transduction system. The coding region runs from base 47 to 1081 and encodes 344 amino acids. The transcript is spliced from 2 exons. Lineage: Eukaryota; Fungi; Mucoromycota; Mucoromycetes; Mucorales; Mycotyphaceae.